Lymnaea stagnalis (great pond snail) is the source of this 7230-nucleotide messenger RNA. NCBI's taxonomy places the organism in Eukaryota, Metazoa, Mollusca, Gastropoda, Lymnaeidae. The record is from the annotation of a GenBank genome assembly.
CACAGAACUUCGGCGUACUUUUGACCUUCCAUCUUGAUUAGUUCAACAUUUGCUACCCUUUUCCCCGAAGAACACCAUCUCCACAACCAGGGCAUAUUAUAUUAACAGUAACUUUGGAUUUGAAGCAAAGGGGUUAGGCUCAUUUAGCGAGAUCUAGAUCUAGUUAUUGAUUCGCAAAACUUUCAAAAUGGUCGUAGCAAGAAAGUGGAUUCAAACGAAAGCAUUUGAAGGCGCCGUAUCUUUAGACAACUUUCAGCUGGUGGAGGAAGAGUUGCCUGCCCUGAAGGCUGGAGGUAAGUACCGGUAGCAGUAGUAAUAACGCAUUUAAAAAAUUAUUUUACUUGACUUAGACCAACAUAAAUGAAACAUGUAUUAUUAUUUCUAAAACAAAAACUUUUAUUAGUGAGUACUAGUAAGCCUACUUAGGCCUACUAAUUUUACUUUAAAAAUGUUUUACAGUAUUACAAUUCAAGCUAUAUAUAUAUUAUAUGGUAUAUAAUAUAGUCUAUAUUUAUAUACUAUAUAGUAUAUAUUAUAUAGUCAUAUAGUCUAUAUACUUUAUAUUUAUAGGCAUAGGCCAGGCCUAUCAUACUCAUAGGCCUACUAAUACUAUUUAAUGUAGAAUUAGAUAUGAUUAUGAUAUUGAUUGAUACUAUGACAUAGCCUAAUACUAAUAAGUAUUUAAUACUUAAUACUUAUACUAAUUUUAAUACUAAUUAAUUAGUUAAUUAGUAAGCCUAAACCUAAGCCGCUUAGGCAGGUUACACUUUACUAAAAUAAUUAUAUUGUCUUUAUCUGAACUAUAAUUAUAAUAUCAUAUAAAUGGCCUAAGCCCUGUCUGUAACUGUAGAAUGAACUAGGCCCAUAUUCAUAUGCCUAUUAAAAUUAAAGGCUAUUAACUGACAAAUAGAUCUAAAUAUGACUUAAAUUUAUAUUUAACUUUUAUUAUUAAUAAUAAUAAUAGUUAGUGUUAGGCCCUAACUAAUACUCACAAAUAUAGACUAUAGAGUAUAGAUUAAUGGCUUGAGGCCACUUAUGGGCUAAGUUAUGGGAUAUUAUUUAUGCCAUGCUUCAGGAUUCACUAAUUUAAUCCUGCGCCUGCAUUAAUCAUUAACAGAUAUUACAUCCUCAGUUGGCAGUGUAUCUAACUCUAACCAUUCUUAAAUAAUGAAUUAAAAUGUAAAUAAAUUAUAAAUAGUUAAUUUUUCAUCAUUAUUAUUUAAUUAAAUGAAUUCAUUUAAUUUGUAUCAAUUGUAAUCUGCUGAAAUUAUUUGGUUUUUAACAAUUCAGUUUUGUAACAGAGGUUUUUAAGUCUUUAGCUUUAAACUGUGACAAUAAAUUAAAAAACUUUGCGUGAAAAUAUAAUUGUAAAUAUUAGUUUUAAGCCCCUAAAUCCUUAGGCUCUAUUACUAAGCCCCGGACUAAUUGUAAUUUAAUAUACCUGCCAAACGUACAAAUAUUGGGGUUUUUUUUAAAUGCUAAAGUCAAUUGACCUGGGUUCAUUAAAAUGCAAAUUUAGUAAUUGAAUUAUCUAUUAAAGUAUUUUUGAUCAUUUUGCACAUUACUAGAAAAUCCAGCACUACCAUAAUGGGUGUGGAUUUUUAUAAAAUAGGAUAGGAUAAAAAAAAAUCAGAAUUUUUUGGAAAAAAAUCAUGACAUCUGACCACCUUAUUUGUUUCUUUUCUGUUUUUUACAGAAAUCUUAAUAGAGGCAUUAUAUUUGACAGUUGAUCCAUAUAUGAGGUAAUUUCAAAACAUUAAAAGUUAAAGUAAGCCCUAUCAGUACAGUAAUUAAUCAGUGUACUUAAUUUAAAUGAGGUACCCAGGUAUCCCAUCCAGAAAUUGUUGAGUAAAUGAGAAAAAAUUUAUUAGUGCUGCUAUAGGCCCUACUAGUUUAUAGUUUUUUGGAUGGCUCAAUUUCUUAAUUUUAUUAUUGUAAUUUGCUUUGUGUCGUAAAGUCUUGAUAAAAAUAUUAUAAUUUAAUCACAUUAUUUCAAAAGAAUUAUGAAAAGAACAUCCUAAGUUGUUUUUUUAAGAAUUAAAUAUGAUACAUUUAUAGUGGAAGUUUAAGUGUUUUUCAUAAUUUUUGUUUGAAUGUUCUACAGAGUUUUUCCAAAACAAGUUGACAAAUCUCCUAUAGGACAACAAAUAGCAAAGUAAGGCAUUAAAGUAAACAAUUUUUGAUUACCGGGUAUUACAUGUAUCUUAAACCAUAACAAGGAGGAACAAUAUGAAGGCAUUAAUAAAUAUAUCCAUACUGAAACAUUUUUAAAUGUAUCCUGUAAAUGAAUAGAAAAAUGCAAUAUAAUUUUAGGUCUAUAAAGAAACAAUCAAUACAGGAAUGCAUACUAUCACAGUUAAAUAAAUCUACUUUUGGCCAUUUAGCUGGCAGUAUUUUAAAUGUAAUAGCAAUUUUCAGUUAAUUUUUUUCAGAUUUCAUAACAGUUUUGUUUAAUACCUCAAUUACAUAAAAAAAAAUCAGCAGCUAAAACUUCCAGGGUAAACAUUUUGUUUUGAUCGUCUUGAUCUUUUCUGAAUAUGUCUAUCAAACUCUUUGAAAUUAGACCCUUUGAAUUUUUUUUUGCUAGCAAUAUGACACUGAAGUAACUAAUACUUGAAGACCUAUCAGCUAAGAGUACUGGAUUUAAAAAAUGCCCAUUAUGAGAUAAUCCAAUUUAAAUAUUCUUUUUGUCUAUAAAAUUUAAUCAUUCUUAUUUUUUGGCUUUUUUAAAUAAGGGACUUAAUUACAUUUGAAAGUGUUCAAAUGUUUGCUGUAUAGUUGGCUAAACCGGAUAAGAAAAGGUCACAGUUAAGAUUGAUGUUGACAAAAAUUUGACUUAAGUACAGUUCUUUAAGCACUAGGUUCUUCACUUUUUCUCUUUCAUAAUACAACAUUUUUUUUCUUCAGAGUUGUUGAUAGCAAAAAUGAUAAGUUUCCCAUUGGUAAGAUUGUGCUGGCUAUGGUUGGCUGGAGAGACAAGACUGUUCUGGACCCUGACCAAGAUAACCCCUAUUACGUUACACGAUUCACGCCAAAGAAAACACUUGUUGAAAUCCCCAAUGUUGGUGACGUCCCUUAUUCUCUCUACUUAGGUAUUUUGGGUAUGCCAGGGUGAGUUUAAUCAAUACAAAACCUUUAUUUCAUCACGUUUUAUCAAAGGUGGUUGCUAUAUCAUUUGUAGGGAUUAAACCAUAUUAUUAAGAUUUUUGUUUCAGUAAUACAUGGGCUCAUAGAGUAGAAAGUGAUAUUUUUAUAAUUGAUUUAAAUGACUGUCUACUGUGGAAAAAGUGUCAUGCUAAAUUAUAUCAAUGCCACACUUUUUCAGAUUGACUGCAUACUUUGGUUUUUUGGAAAAAUGUCGUCCUAAACCUGGAGAUGUAGUUCUUGUUAGUGCAGCAGCUGGUGCUGUGGGCAGUGUUGUUGGACAGAUUGCUAAAAUUAAGGUAAACCAGAUUUAAUAUUGAUAGAUUUUUGGAACUUCCAAAUAUUUAGAUGCAGUUUUGUUUAAAAAGUAUGGAUUUAAGAGGAUAAAAAAGAAUGAAAUCAAGAAUUUGGUCAUAUUAUGAAAUAAAUGAAAAAAGUAAGGAAUUUGUAUUAUUUUCCUUAGAACAAAAUGACAUCUCCUGUUAUUUUGACACAAAAGAUGUAAAUAGACUUGUACAUGAUAGUGUAUUUUGCUACUUCAAUGAGGCUAUGGUCACUAUGGAUAUAUAUAAGACACAUAAAAUGGGUGAAGUGUAAGGAGGGGACAGGGAGGUUUUGCAUAAAUAUCAUAUCAAACAUAGUUCAAAAUUGAAAACAUCAAGACCUGCAGUAUCCCGAUAGCAAGCUUUAAAUUUUCAUUUUUAUAAAAACUGUUUUAGUCUUUUAUUUUUAUUAAAACCUUUUAAUACUGUUUGAAAAUUGCACAAUUUCUAAAUAAACAUUUGUCUGAUUUUUUUUUCUGUUGAUCUUUUAAAAAAAUGGUACUGUGACAUUCCAGGGCUGCACAGUAAUUGGCUCAGCUGGAAACAAAGAAAAAAUUGACUGGUUGAAAAGCAUAGGAUUCGAUUAUGUUUUCAAUUACAAAGAGACUGCGGUGGAGGAUGCCAUUAAAACAUUUGCCCCAAAUGGAAUAGAUUGUUAUUUUGAUAAUGUAAGCAGAAAAUCUGUUUGAUGUUCAGCUAUUUGGGGGGAUACUUUAUAGCAAACAUUUAAGUAUUAAUGAAAGCUCACAACAUUAGUAAAUUUCCCAAGCUAGACAACUAUUAAUUUUUGGUUUACUGGAAUACUUUGUGUAUUUGUAAAAGUAAGUUAGCUUAAUUUUUAUUUAUUUAUUAAAAAAAUUAUUUUUUUUUACAUUAAAUAAGAUUUAGAGAAAGAAUGAAAUUUCAUCUUUGUGUUUUUAAUUAUUAAUAUUUUUUGUGUAUAAUUAAAAUAUAUGAUUUAUCAAACAUAAAAACUAUUCACCAUGAUACAAAUGUUAGGUCGGUGGUGAAUAUGCUCUUAAAGUCCUUGAUGCAUUAAGCCCUUAUGGACGCAUGUGUUGCUGUGGACAGAUCUCUAGAUAUAACACCACUGAGGCUGGACCGGGUAACAUAUUUUUCAAAAUUUUCAAAGUAUAUAUUUGUUGCUUUCAGUGUGGGGAAUUUAAUAUUAAUGCCCCUUAAAAGGCUAGCUAGUAUGCUAAAAAAAAUGUAUUCUUAAAAUUUAUAAAAAUAAUCAUAUGACAGGUGUUAAACAUCUCAUUUUAGAAUUUGUUGAAAUUUUCCACGCUUAAUUUCCUACUUGUUUUUAAAAUUAUACUAUUUCAUUAAUUUAAAAUAUAUGAUUGAAAUGCACCUUAAAUUACUUACAAUUAUUGUGUCUAAAUUUUCAUUGCAAAGGAUUUAAAGUCUUUAAAAAAAAUUUUAAUGCCUCCUUAAUAUACACUGUUUCAGCUAAAUUCCCUAAAGUAUUGUAGCAUCUUACUUACUGGCUUUAUAACAUGAGAGUAAAAAACUAAAACCGCUGUGUUUUUUAUAAAUGAUACCACCAUUUUUUUCUCCUGCUUUCUUUUUUGCAGAAAAGGACGUAAUCCAUACCAUUAUGAUCAAUGAAUUGUCAGUGAGUGGCAUCAUGGUCUAUUCUUACACUCAUGCCUUCCCCAAUGCUUUGGCCGAAAUAGCACAGUGGAUCAAAGAGGUAAGAUCAUUCGUGGACACUUUCAGUGUACUGGAUACUUUUAAAGUUAAUCACAGAGAAGGAAAGUAGUAUUUCAGUCAUUUAGUUUUCAAUGACAUUUGGGUGCACCGAUUUGGAAGCUGUCUCAUCUUGGAAAUGCAGCCAGGAAUUUGAUUGACAGAGCUAAAGUAAAUUACAGGCACUUCCCUUGUAGCACAAAUCUGACGACAGUUUGGAAAUUCUUACCCUGGGGAUCUCAGUUCAGCUUGUUUUGGCCGUUUUGUCACCUUUCUCUUUGUUUUUCUAGACAACUAUAACUAAACAUAAUUACCACUGACUCCAGUCUUAUUAUUUUUUGUAUUUCAGGUACCAGCAUAAUUUUCAAAGCCUUUUAAAAUAUUAAUAAUUUACAAAAUUGGUUUGCUAUUCAGUUUAUAAUAUAACAGAGGAAGAAUUAAAAUGAUAUGAUUGAACAAAUAAACUGAAUUGGGAACAAACCAUGGGGGCUAUAAACAAAAACAGAGGGCUCACAUUUUUUACUUAUGACACACAGUAUUUUGGAAGGAACACAAAAAAAUAAUGUGUGAGGGGUAACAGUAACAGUUGUUAAAGUUGUUUGUUCUUAGUAUUCUGACUGACAAAAUUUGGAACUCAUGUGGAAAUGAGUAAUAGGCUGCCCAUUGAAAAAUAUGGUUCUUCUUCUUUUACCAUUAGUAAAACAUGUUUUUAUUUUGUCAAAUAAUUUUUGUAAAUUUUAAUUAUAGGGAAAACUCAAGCCCAAAGAAACAGUUUUUGAUGGUUUUACAAAACUGCCUGAUGCUUUUCUAGAAAUCUUCAAAGGGACAGCAUCAGGAAAACUUGUGGUUAAAGCCUAACAACACUAAAGAGUUUCUUGAGAUUGUCUUAAUUAUAUGAUAUAAAUUUUUUGCAUAUCAAUAAUCAAUUAAUUCACAGUCUAAUGAUUUUUUUAAAAUUAUGUAGUUUCUUUUUUUCUUAUACCCAGUAUUUUUUUUUAAUUUCUGGGUUCGGCUGCUGUUGUCCAACUUAGCUGGUUAUUACUUUUUUUUUUUUUUUCUUAGGUCUUACCUCCUCCCUUAGAAUUGCUUCCCUACUUGGCUAUCAAGUUUCGGCUGCUGUUGUCCAACUUAGCUGGUUAUUACUUUUUUUUUUUUUUUUUACUUAGGCCUUACCUACUCCCUUAGAAUUGCUGCCCUACUUGGCUAUCAAGUCCAAUUCACCCAGCAAUUUUGUGACCAAAGUCAAUAAAGUCUAGUUAAAUAGCUGUCACAAUUAUUUUUAAGAUAUUUACCAAUUUAAAUAGAAUAAACAAAAGUUACUCUUUAUUAAGGAACAAAUAUUCUUAAUGAAUACUAGAACAAACUGUACAUCUUUGCUAUUUCUAUCCCUAGUAGUAUUACAAUGCUAACCUUUUGUGGUCUCUGGAUUGACCUUACCUGAACCAGUCAUCUAAUUCUAGUGCACAUCACCUCAUUUGCUUUAUAUGAAGAAUGUUUCUAAAUAAACAGUGUCCCUUUUAAACCAUGGCCAAACUAGUUGUACUUACAUUGAAACAUUUACUGCCUGAUAGUUUUGUUCCCUUAACAAUGAAAGUUGGUACUGCUAUCAUUUGUUUAUCUUUAUGUAGUGAAAGUUAAAAUAAAUAGAUGUAUUUUUCUCAUGUGCAUUUCAUUUUUUACAUUGAAUCUAUAUUUGACCCACAAAAAUAUUAAAUAUCUUAAUAAUAUGAAAUAUUUGAAAAUAGGAGUGUAAUAAAAAACAUUCAUAUAUUUAUAUUUUACAAAAAUUUGAAUUUGAGGCAUAAGGUCUAUAAAUUUUAAAUGAUAUGUUACAUUUUAAGUGAUAUAUGUGUAAAAUUGGUGACGUGCAAUUUACUUAGUCAUUAUAAAUCUUUUAUGCAGAAUAGUAAUUUGCACUGUUUUAUUUUAUCAUUUUAUACAUGAAACAAAUUAUAUGUUAUUACUCAUCAUUGUCUAUCAAUUAAAUAUCAUAAGUUUUAAAGAAGUCAUCCAUUACUCAGAAAAUAUAUGUUAUUCAAAGUAUUCCGCUAUGGAAAUUAAUUGUAAAAAA